Messenger RNA from Acanthaster planci (crown-of-thorns starfish), 5245 nucleotides. RefSeq lists its product as uncharacterized. The record is from RefSeq and is a predicted model, not a curated record. Lineage: Eukaryota; Metazoa; Echinodermata; Asteroidea; Valvatida; Acanthasteridae.
UCCACCAGACGAGAGAAAAAUGGCGGCGUACAUGUCGUGGUCGGGAAGAAGCUGAAUAUCGUUCAUGCCGUUAGCAAAAGCUGUUUAGCCUAAACUUUCCGGUUCUCCAAAUGUAGGCCUAAUUUUGAUGUUGAUCGUAUUGGAUGAAGCAGAUGGGAGCUAGCUGUACGUAUCUAUCAUGAGUGCAGUCAUGGCAACAGACGACCUCCUGAAGAAGUACCUGGUGGAGGAGACAUCCUGUGGGCCACUGUGUCAGCACCCCCAGUGCUGGGCCUCGAACCGUCGUGUGGAAAGGGGGCUGCCCCGCUUGAGGGAUUCCCUACAGUCUCCAUGGACCGCCAGUGCAGAUGAAGGUGCUUUGCCAACCCUCAAAGUUCAAAAUCUCUUGGCCGAGUCUGGCCUUGGCGGGAGAGAUGACUACACCCCAGCACAGCAGCCAUCGCAUCACCGCAGCUCCUCUGCACCAGCUGUAGAUCUUGACAACAGGCCACAGCAAAAGUUCCCGUACACCCCUUACACGUCCCCCAUGGGGGUGCGGUCAACCAGUGCUCAAUCCCUGCCCUCCCCAUUGCAGGGGCGUCAGCCCGCCAAAGCCAAGUCGGUGGAGGUGAGGGAGCUCUUUGACAUGGACGAGCUCAGCAGCGACUGGCAGAAGACGUUCGUCCCCUCCCGUGUCUACGUCUGGUGCCCUUCCAAGAAGGCCUAUGAGAGACAGCUGAGGAAAGAGGGGAGCCAGACUCCUGCUACAAAUGACCAGAAUGACUCGUCAAAGCCAGUCACUUUGAAGGACAUGACAGACCUCAUGGUUCCCGAAGCCCCAAAGGACAAGACCAAACGGACAAAGAAAAUGCAGAAGAAGAAGCCCUCUAGGAUCACCCCAACCGGAGGCCGGCCGUACACCCAUCCCAGUAGAUCACCACCAGCUACCCGGAGAGCCCAGCCGGCUGACAUGGACGAAAGUAUUGCCCAGCUUCUGACUCUACCCAGGGAUAUCCUGAUGGACGUGUUGGUGCACAUUCGAAACAGUGAUUCCCUGGACAAGCAGAAAGUGCAGCUGCUGCUGUCGCGACUCAUGCCCCUCAUCCACUUCGAUGCCAACCAGCCCCAGCACCGGUCCCUCUCCCCAACCCCGCUGCUGGCCAGCGGCAUCCUGCAGAACAAGAAGAUGAGCCUGCUCACGCCGCAGGGGGGCGGUGGAGCCGGGCGGCACGGAGCCCAGCCCCAGGCGGGGACGGCAGCCGGCUGCCAGCGGAACCCGUUCUACCUGGACGACGGCCUGGUCGCGGCCAUGACCGCCUCCACUUAUAGUGGCCUCGCUCAGCAGCUGCCGAUGGAGGAAGGGGAGGGGGGUGUGGCUAGUGAGGAGGAGGUGAAGCCGUCCGGUCGGAUGGCCCACCAACGGCCUUUGGGUCCCAUCAGUGUUGGAGUUGGCCGGAAAGUUGUUGGCGCAGUGCCUGAAAGUCCACAGAUCCGGAACAAGCUCACCUCUGUUUCCACCAAGAGUCUUCCACCACUGGUCCCAGGUGCAAAACCCACCAAACCAUUUGACUACAAAGGCACCAAGUCACUGGAUCUGACUCUGGGACCAUUACCCAGCCCUGACCACCAUUCGCCGGAGAAACCCUCCACGCCCCGCUCCGCAAAGGCUUCCACCCUGUACGUGACCCUGCCCUCCGUCCUGUCACCCGACCGGACCGAGAUGACCACGCCCUUGCAGCCCUACGGGCGGGUGUCGGGCCCCGGCCAUGCCGAGAGGUUCGCCAACCAGUACCUGCAUGACACACCCUCGCCGAUUGCCAGCGAGGACUUUCCUGAAUUAUUUUGGUUUGACAAUGAGCAUCCCCUCCAUGCUGUGUCUCCAUCCCUGUCCACUGGUGUGCCCAAGGCUCCCCUGGGUACCCCUGCGACCAACAUCCACCAGCCUUAUAAGCCAUUGUCGGCCAGCCAACACAGACCUGGUCGCUCGCCAAGCCCGACCAAGCAAGCAGCCGGUACCCCGCAUAGGGAGAUCAACCCCACCUCGGCACCAGCUGACCCCUUGAAUGCAGAUGCCCUGGGUACCAUCCGAGAAGUUCACAGCGAGCUCCCCACCUCCUAUCCAGGGACAUCAGCCAUGGACACUAGCCUCCCGACGUCCCCAAUGAAGCACGGCGUGACUCCCGUCUCAACCCCCUGGGGCAACUGCACCAGCAUCACCACGGGCGCACUCUCUGAGGGUGCAGGCCGGUCCCCAGUGCCACCCCUGACUCCUCAACCCUCCACAGCCACCCCAGAACCCUGGCCUGUGGUCGACGAGCGGGACUUCAUGACAUCCCCGGAGAAGCCUCGAGAUGCAGCGCCUUGCCAGGCAGUCAACCUGGCCACUCCCACGGCCCCGCCUCCGUCCCCCGAGCCACAGGAGCUGAAGAACGAAUUUGAGUUUGCUGUCAACGACAUGAGCAAGAGUGGAAUGACGUCGCUGACGCCACUUGUGGAAGAGGGAGAGGAGGAAGAUGAAGAGGAAGAGGUGGAUGUCGGUUGGGGCAAAAUGAAGGAGGCUGCUUCUCCUAGUGAGGACCUUAAAGACAGUGUUGAGGAAGGUCCACGCAAAACUGAGGACAUCAAGGGAGAUGCUGAAAGUAAGACAGAAAAGGGUGCCUUCAUGAGAGAGGACACUAAAGAAGAUACUGAAAGUAAGAUAGGAGAGGAUGCUUCUAAAAGUGAGGACAUUAUAGGUGUUAAAAGUAAGGUAGAGGAAAGUGCCCAGAAAAGUGAGAACGUCAAAGAAAAUGAGAGUAAUAUAAAUCAGGAGGGUGUUUCCAAAUGUGAGGAUGCAAAAGAAGCUGUUGGCAGUGAGAUAAACGAGACCGGAACACAGGAAACCAAACCUGAGAUUGAGGGUCAGACACAUCAAUCUGCUGGUGGUGUACUGCCUUGUUCGGAAAAUGACCAUCUGAUGACCACCUGUGAUGUUACCAAAAAGGACGGAGCAGCAGGUCCCGACCCAGACACAGGAGGUGAGAUUGCUGCUGGUUUGUUGGAGACUGGUGGUGGCAACUCGUUGCGUGAAGCUGGACUGGCGAAGGAAACACCCGAGGUUCAAAUGGACAAGGAUUCAAGUCCAAGGACAAGUUCACAGACGGAGCAAAACAGUGCCGCAGAGGUAGCAGGGGAUUCGGAAACAGUUUUACCCACAGGGUCUCCCGUGGCAAAUGAUACAGGGCGGGAAACUGACGACAACGAGGGAUCCCAUGAUGCACCUGGACUUCCAGAUUCAGACCCCAUACCAGACGGGCAAGACGCAGGGAUCACCACCGAGCACCAGGAGGAUGCGGAUAAAGAUGACGAUGUCCCACCGAACACCCAAGUGGUAGAGAGGCUGGACACGACAGAUAUGUCCAAAGACGAGGGGAAAACAUUGCUUGAUUCAGACCGUGGUGUUGACUGGGGACGUGAGCAAGUCCAAGAGGACAACUGCUCAAGUCCAGCGGAAUGUCAUAAUGCUGAAAAUGAUCAGAAUACAGGCAUUAACAGUCACGAAAUUCCUCGGGAGGUGAAAGAAACCCCUGCAGGAGAUGCAGACCCCGUUAAUGACACUGAAGGACAGAUCUCUGAUUUGGGCAUGGGUAUAACUGACUGCUGAAUGCAGACGGCCUUUUCAGUGAAGAUGGCGUAAUGGCCAUGGGCCUUGAAAAAAUUGCGGUCCCCCUGGCCCAAAGCCGUGUACAGAGAGUUAAGACACAAGUAUCACCGGGGCCUGUUGUUUGUUUCACGCGGAUUCCUGACAUUGGUUCACUGACACCAGGACCCGCCUAAAUGGUGAAUCAGCAUUGAGAUUACUGGUUAUGAUCCAGAGCCGUGGGAAAUAAACAGGCCCUCUAUUGUUGGAAACAAACCGGCAGGUGUAUAGUGCAGUUGGCUCUACUCUACACAAAAUGAACAGCCAUUUUGUCUCCUAAAUCUGAAACGGGUGCUACUCUCUCUGUAAACAGCUCUGACAUGGCCUGUUUUUUUCAGUGUGGGGGGGGGGGAUUUGCGUCAGUGAAUAAGUGUUGCACUCAGAUAUUGAAAACUUGAUGCUAUAUAGCACCCAGCCAAUUUCAGCCUUUCGUAAAAACAGUUUUUUCUGUUUUACCAGGUUUGACAUUGAAUUCACAUUGCAGUGUUUGACAGCGUUGCCACAUGCAUUUUAGAAAAAGUCUGUUUGUGUUGCUUUGCUGACAAAAAUAACACGUUAACGCCAAAGGACACCAGGUUUGGGUUUUAAAUGUACAGUGUACCUGUUGGUCAGUUCUUCAUUUGAUUCCUUUUCCAGCCUUUUUGCUUCUUCCGCAUUGAACUUUGUUCCCCCGUCAUUAAAUCAAAAGUGCACCUUUUAAAAAAAUGUCAUCACAUUUGUUAGCAAUUGUGAAUGAGGAAUUUAUAAAGAUUGAACUCUUAAACAGUUUGAGUGGAAUUCUGUUUACACUUUCAGCCAGAUUUUGAUGAACCAAAAAAUGAAUAAUAUUUUGGCAACAUUUCCAGGGUAACUCGUACUCAUACACAUCCAAAAUACAAACUAUGCCCAAACUGAAUAUUUGAACAUUAUCUUAAAUAAAUUGAGCUGUACAUAUAUUUAUAUGGUUAACCAUUUUUCAUAGAUUUUGUCUUUUAAUAUUGGCUUUUUGAGAGUACAUUUCUAGGCAGCUUUUUUUAGGGCUAAAGUUGCUGUGUUGCCAGAAUUUUCCGAUUGAGAUUCCUCCAAUUCUUUAAACCCUGUUUUGUUUAAGGGCGGGUCCAGUGAAUGGCUAUUUUUGGUUACUUACCCUUCCAAAAGUGUUUUAGAAACGCACAUGCAGCCUCGCCGCUCAUGAAAGGCUGUAAAAAGUUUCAUGAAAAAAAAUCCAAAUUUGUAACCCACCUGAAACACGUGUGGACCCGGAAUGUUCCUGGUUCUGUUUAACUUUGGCAGGAAAAAAACUGUAUGCAUUGCAUAAUUAUUUCAUUUUCCAGGAUGACAAUAGGUCCGAAUAAAUUUUUAAUCAUUAAAUUAUGGAAAUGAUGAGCACAUGUAUAAUUUUUUUUUUCAGAAAAUAAAUGUAUUCUCGCCGAGUUGUCCUUCCAAGCUUGGAGUCCAUUAUUAAGAGUUACAUGUACUUGUAGUUCCGUUUAAAAUGUUGAAUUUGAAAGAACUUAUGGUCGGUAAAAAAAAAAAUACUAACCUUACCCAGAAUGCUAAGUGUUGGCUCUCUCAAUUAAAUAAAAUGGCCGGUAAAAGCACUCAAUA